AACCCACUCUUUCUCUGUCUUUAUCCUCGCCAUUUGCUGUGUGCCUGCAAGCAAAUCCUUUUUCUCUCCUUUAGGUUCUCUCUGAGUUUUCAUGCUUCAUCUCAUCCUACAGUGUGCAGCACCCAAACUCCAUCUCUAUAAAUCCAGGGUCAGCACAGCCGGCUCUGUCAGUCUGCUUCUGUUUCCACUGUGCUUGAGUGAGCAAAGCCCUCUUCUUUCUGUCCAUCCCAGGGUUUAUCCCCUCAUCACUGAUCUCCCUUCAUCCCUCCAAUCCUCAUCUGUUCCUCACAGGAGCAGUGGAGAGAGUGAGUGACGGAGGAAUAGCCUACUGUGUGUGUGAUACCAAAAGUGAAUGAGAGGGAGAAAGUGUAGUGACAGCCAGGCUGAACUUAUGAUAACAAGCAGAGAGAGACGGCUGGAGGAAGACUGACUGAAGAUCUAUCUAAACACCUUGAGAAGAGAGACUCCUGAGUGGAUUAUCAUCUUUCCUCCCAUCUCCCUGUCUCCAUUGGUGACAGUGCCUACAAACCAUCGCCAUGGGUGAAAUGGAGCAAUUGCGAAAGGAGGCAGACAGUCUCAAAGACCAGAUCACAGCUGCACGAAAGGCGGUGCAGGACACAACUUUUCAAGAGGCGGCCGCCGGGGUCAACGUGGUGGGCCGAGUCCAGUUGAAGACCAGGAAAACACUGAGGGGUCACCUUGCCAAGAUCUACGCCAUGCACUGGGGCACUGACUCCACGCUGUGUGUCAGUGCCUCACAAGAUGGAAAACUCAUAGUGUGGGACAGCAUUACGACCAACAAGGUGAACGCCAUCCCUCUCAAGUCAUCGUGGGUGAUGACUUGCGCCUAUGCUCCUUCAGGAAACCUUGUGGCAUGUGGCGGUCUGGACAACAUGUGCUCCAUCUACAACCUGAAGGGCAAAGAUGGGAAUGUCAAGGUGAUGCGUGAGCUGGCUGCACACACAGGUUACCUGUCCUGCUGUCGUUUCGUCAGCGACUCUGAGAUCAUCACCAGCUCUGGAGACUGCACUUGCGUACUGUGGGACAUUGAAACAGGGACCCAGAAGACUAUCUUUGCUGGACAUCAGGGAGACUGCAUGUCCCUGGCCGUGUCCCCAGAUUUCAAGUUCUUCAUCUCAGGUGCGUGCGACUUCACGGCCAAGCUGUGGGACAUCAGGGAGGGUACAUGCAGACAGACCUUUGGAGGCCAUGAGAGCGACAUUAACGCAAUCGGGUUCUUUCCCAAUGGUAACGCAGUGAUAACAGGAUCAGAUGAUGCCACCUGCAAACUUUACGACCUGAGAGCCGAUCAGGAGCUCAUCACCUACCAGGACUCCGGCAUCAUGUGUGGGGUGACCUCGCUUGCCCCGUCCCUGUCUGGACGCCUGCUGCUGGCCGGCUAUGAUGACUUCAACGUCAACAUCUGGGAUGCACUGAAAGCUGAGAGAGUUGGAGUGCUCGCUGGUCAUGACAACAGAGUGAGCUGUAUCGGAGUGUCCUCAGACGGCAUGGCUUGUUGCACAGGAUCCUGGGACAGCUUCCUCAAGAUAUGGAACUGAGGCUGUUCUCCACCAGUGAGCAGAGAGAGAGCAGUAAACAUCCGUCUGAGAGAAAGUGUAGAAGAUAAAAAAGCAAUUGGGGUUUGAGGGAGGGGUGAGGGUUGAGGAGCCACGUGGGGUGAGAAGAGGGUAUUUUAAUUGUGCCAAGUCCAUUCUAAUGUUGGAGAGGGGGUUGUAAUGUGAAGAUUUUCUGCCCUCUCUGUCAGUCUCACAUUAUGGGGGAAUUUGUGGGUGGGACUAAGGGUUGUGGGGGCCUUGGAAAUGAUCAUUCCUCUCAAUAGUUUAUUAUAUUGCGGUUCAAAUCAAUAAUAUGCACAUUUAUUGUAGCUAUUCAGAGAUCACCCAAUGAGAACAGUUGCCAAAUGGAAAUGGUAGCACACUUGAUAAGAUAGAAUUGAGUAAGUUACAGCCUGUGUAGGUUCAAAGUAGCUCUGCUAAAAUGCUGUGUUUGUAUCAAAGCAUGAGUUAUGUCAUAUGAUAUAAUAUGAGCAUUUGCGUUUUUGUUUCAGACUGUUGUUUGUUCUUAGUUUUUGGUAGAAUCCCCUGCUUACAUUUUCUUUCUUUUCAUUUUCUAAUCUUAAUUAAAAUGGAGUUCUAGUUUGCAGAUGUCUACAUUAGUGUUUGAUUUGUUUUGUAUAUGUUUGAUGGACAAUAUUUACCAGGAUUGGGGGUAUCAUCAUUUAGCCUAACCCCCACACCAUCAGCCAGUAGCUAGGCCUGGAAAGGGCUUUGGGUAAACUGUUGAGCCGACAGAUGGGAUGAUAAAAUGGUUUCAUGGUUCACUAAGCACUUACAAAAAAUGAUGACCCAUUUGUCUCAGGAUGGGAGGAGCUUUUGUAUGACUGUUUUACGGAUGAUGAUGUCUGUUGUGUGCAUAUGAGCAAUAUAUCUUAAUCUUUUCCUCUGCAUGGUACACUUGAAGGACAGUUAAUGUACAUACACACACAAACACAAUGUGUAAUUUCUAAGUUCUGAUGAGAAUUUGGACUGCCUCUUCCAUCACUGGAUACGCACUGUGCAUAGUAAACAAUAAUCCUUUUCUUAAAGACUGUCAAAUAAACAUGGGAUUCAGCA
Messenger RNA from Notolabrus celidotus (New Zealand spotty), 2633 nucleotides. It is a transcript of the gene gnb3a, whose product is annotated as guanine nucleotide binding protein (G protein), beta polypeptide 3a. Lineage: Eukaryota; Metazoa; Chordata; Actinopteri; Labriformes; Labridae. The transcript has 10 exons. Gene Ontology annotation, molecular function: protein binding; signaling receptor complex adaptor activity. Gene Ontology annotation, cellular component: cytoplasm; heterotrimeric G-protein complex. The coding region runs from base 537 to 1559 and encodes 340 amino acids. The record is from RefSeq and is a predicted model, not a curated record. Gene Ontology annotation, biological process: G protein-coupled receptor signaling pathway.